CCAUGGAGAUGGUUGCGGUGUGACGCUCCUGGUCCCCAGGAAGUAGCUCCAUCUGUAAACGCACGGAGAAAUGGACGAUAAUCUUCAACUCGGAGACAGUGGAGUUGUAAAGAAUGUUGCAAAGUUAGGUCGACGGGCUCGCCAGGCUGCAGAGCAAACAUCUUCAGUGGAGGAGUCUCGACACGUCAGAAAAUCCUCUUCUUCUACGUCGAUGGGAGAGGUACCCCCUCCUAAACCAGCCCGCAGGCAGGGCGGCUGGGCUGAGGAGACUUCUGGAUCUGGAUCAGCCAAGUCUGGAAGAAGGCCUGCCAUGGUGGAGGACGUGGAAGACCGACGCCUUCGACCACAAACCCCCCAGGGCUCGGAUGAUGAAGGAGAUAUACCAGUUAUUCCAGACCUUGAUGAAGUACAAGAGGAAGACCUUACCAUGCAAGUUGCUGCUCCUCCAAGCAUCCAGGUGAACCGGGUAAUGACAUACAGAGAUCUGGACAAUGACCUCAUGAAGUACUCUGCCUUCCAGACCCUGGAUGCAUCCAAUAUCAAUCCCCUCUCUCUGAGGAGUAUGUUUCUGCACGCUCAGUGUGUUCUCAUAAGGCCUCUCCCUAGGAUGGGGAGAUUGACUUGAAGCUCCUCACCAAGGUUUUGGCUCCAGAGCAGGAGGUGCGGGAGGAGGAUGUGGGUUGGGACUGGGAUCGUCUGUUUACGGAGGUGUCCUCAGAGCUGCUGACGGAAUGGGAUCAAGGAGAGAAGGAGGAGUUAUGAUGUGUUAUGAUGACGAGCCUCCCCAGGAUGCGAUCGGGUGGACCAGGAUGCCUCCUCUGGGACCUGGGUGGGUGCAUGUCAAUGCUCUGUCCAAACAUAGGGACCAUCAAGUAUAUGUAGCUUGUUGUUCAUAUUCCAAAUUCAGUGCACAAUGUAUUUAUUUUUUCUAAUAAAUUUAAACACGCCA
Messenger RNA from Oncorhynchus tshawytscha (Chinook salmon), 949 nucleotides. RefSeq names its product intraflagellar transport protein 43 homolog A. The record is from RefSeq and is a predicted model, not a curated record. Gene Ontology annotation, cellular component: intraciliary transport particle A; cilium. Gene Ontology annotation, biological process: intraciliary retrograde transport. Lineage: Eukaryota; Metazoa; Chordata; Actinopteri; Salmoniformes; Salmonidae. Bases 71 to 625 code for a protein of 184 amino acids. The transcript has 9 exons.